AUUAAUAACUGUGACUACUUAUUUACUUAACUACUUACUUUAAAAAAACAUAUAAAUAUAGAACACCUUUAUGAAUCCUGUAUGAAUUCGAGAUUAGAGAAAUGGAGAGACUUUUGGUCUUAGUCUCAGUGCUACUCCUCACCACAGCUGAAAGACAAGAUCUUUCAGGUAAAAUGUUCACGUUUCCAGUGGAGUCCAAUUCUCAUCAUGUACUCCUGAGUCCUGAGCUGAAUAAGAUCUUCUUCACCAUUACCGUGUGCCUGCGUACCUUCUCCGACAUCUCCAGAGCUCAGAGCCUUUUCUCACUGUCUCUGCCGUCAACAGACAACGGAUUUUUAAUUUACAAACCGAAGCAAGGGGUGUACAUGUUAAAUAUAUUAGGUACAGAUGUCACUUUUUGGGGUUUGCAGGAUGAACUGAACGUCUGGAAUUCGGUCUGCGCUACCUGGGACGCUGGUACCGGACUCUCCCAGCUGUGGGUCAACGGAAUCCCGAGCUCACGAAAAGGAAUUAAGGCAGGAAGCUCUUUAAUUGGAACUCCAAAAAUCGUGUUGGGUCAAGAGCAAGAUUCAUACGGUGGAAAGUUUGACACUGCGCAGUCAUUUGUAGGGAUGCUGACUGAUGUGCACAUGUGGGACUCUGUUCUGUCUCCGGUUCAGAUCGCGUAUUAUACAUCCGGUGGACAGUUUCAGCCAGGAAACGUUCUCAACUGGAACUCUCUAGAAUUUACUAGAAACGGGUAUAUGAUUGUUGAAAGUAAGGAAACGUCAUAUAAAGUCGGUAGUGUUUAGAGUCAAGAGCGGAUGCAUGCUUUCUCAAUAAUUUCUCAAUGUAAGGUUGUAUUUUUCAACAUGGUGAACAAACUGUAUAUUUCAUGUCUAUUUUCUUCCGUUAAAAUGUUUUCUUGUGGUUAUGGAAACACACCAAAGUGUUAAGCUGUAAAUGUUUACUAUUACUUUUACUAUUAAUUGUUUACUAUUACUGUUUACUAUAAUAUUGUGGGGAUUUGUUAAAGCUUUGUCUGAAAGAAUUAUCGUCACACAAUUUCUAAGAACAGAUCGGGUUAAGUCUUUGGAAUCGCUAUGACGUUAAGACAUUCAAUAAAUGUUUCAAACUGCA
Molecule: messenger RNA, 1119 nt
Organism: Tachysurus fulvidraco (yellow catfish)
Lineage: Eukaryota; Metazoa; Chordata; Actinopteri; Siluriformes; Bagridae
Product: serum amyloid P-component
Exons: 2
Coding region: 102-791 (229 amino acids)
Source: RefSeq, a predicted model, not a curated record